CGGAGUGCGGCAGGGCUGGGUCUACGGCCGAGGGUAGCCCGUGCUGAGUGAGGGAAGAGCGUAGCUGCUGGAUGAAAUAAAACCUGAACGGCCUCGCUUACGGGAUUUUAUGCCUCACAGCGGCCCCGGCUGGAUUUCCUCUGCUCCCCGCCUGCUGCCCGGCCGGCCUCCCUUGGGGCAGCAGGAGUGUGAGGGACAGGAGGAGCGCGGGAGGCUCUGUCGGAAGGGUUUGCUUGUAUGAUGAGAGGAAAGGCUGCUGGAUUAUAUUCUUCACAGCCUCCAAAAAUAGCCGUCCCCGAGAAGCUUUUCACGAGGGGAGUUUUCUCUGGGAGGUGCCCCAGAUUUCAUUGGACAUGAGUUAGCUGCUGCUUCUUUACCUUUUUCUGGAAGCAAACCCCGUGAUUUGCAUCUCCAAAGAUGUGUAGCGACUUUUGCUCGCAGGAGGCCAUGAGCAGUAACAACACGGUGUUGGCUGCCAGGUGUGAAUGAACACCUUGUUUUCCUGCUCGAAGUUCAAAGCAUUGCAAGAGGUCAGAGGUCUGGGAUCCAGAUGGUUGAAUUGGAAAGAAGCACAUGCCAAAGACCGCUCCUUCCCAUCAACUGACCUGCGUGCACUGACCUGAAAGCCUGGGGAGGAACUUGGCAGGAUGAAGCCUGUCAUCGUGGUGCAUGGUGGGGCUGGCCGGAUCUUCCAAGAACGAGAAGAGGGAUGUCGUGCUGGUGUUGUCAGAGCUGCGCUGCGAGGUUACGCUGUCCUGAGGCAGGGAGGCAGUGCCGUAGAUGCGGUUGAGGAGGCAGUACGGUCCAUGGAAGAUGAUCCUCAUUUUAAUGCAGGUUGUGGAUCUGUUCUGAAUGAAAAAGGUGAAGUAGAAAUGGAUGCCAUUAUCAUGGAUGGAAAAAAUUUAGACUCUGGAGCAGUAUCUGCAGUUAAGUGCAUAGCAAACCCUAUAAAACUUGCUCGACUUGUUAUGGAAAAGACGAAGCACAUGCUGCUGACUGACCAUGGUGCACACCUGUUUGCUCAGGCCAUGGGUAUUCCUGAAAUUCCAGGGGAGAAACUCAUAACUGAGAGAUCCCGGGAGAGAUGGAAGAAGAACCUUGAGCCAGAUUCCAACCCUGAAGAGUUUCAAAAAGACCUUGGAACAGUCGGUGCUGUUGCUAUAGACAGUGAAGGCAAUGUAGCUUGUGCAACAUCCACGGGAGGACUCUCUAAUAAAAUGAUUGGCCGUGUUGGUGACACAGCAUGCAUAGGAAGUGGAGGUUAUGCUGACAACCAUUCUGGUGCCACUUCAACCACUGGGCAUGGGGAGAGCAUUAUGAAAGUGGUCUUAGCCCGACUGAUUCUCUAUCACAUGGAGCAAGGAAUGUCACCAGAGGUAGCAGCGGACACUGCAUUAGACUACAUGAAGACACGAGUUGGGGGUUUGGGGGGUGUCAUCGUUGUCAACAAGGCAGGAGAGUGGGCAGCAAGGUUCUCCACCAAGCAAAUGUCCUGGGCUACUGUAAAGGAUGACAACCUGCAUUAUGGCAUUUAUGCUGGGGAGAAGCAUAUAAAGUCUGUUGAUGAAGCUCUUGCAUCUGAAAGGGAGGGAUUCUAAGAAUGAAGAAAGUUGACUGACAGAGAAGAAUUAAGAUCUCCAGUUUUUGCUGGAGGACAACGACAGUUGAUUUUGUUUUUCUGCAAGAUCUUUUGAUUCACAGGCAUUACCACAUUUACAGUCAAAACAAAAUCUGGACAUAGUUCUUUAGUGGACAUAUGUAUAUAUA
Vidua chalybeata is the source of this 1767-nucleotide messenger RNA. It is a transcript of the gene ASRGL1, whose product is annotated as asparaginase and isoaspartyl peptidase 1. Gene Ontology annotation, molecular function: asparaginase activity. Lineage: Eukaryota; Metazoa; Chordata; Aves; Passeriformes; Viduidae. Bases 648 to 1598 code for a protein of 316 amino acids. The transcript is spliced from 7 exons. The record is from RefSeq and is a predicted model, not a curated record.